Molecule: messenger RNA, 1677 nt
Organism: Pelobates fuscus (common spadefoot toad)
Lineage: Eukaryota; Metazoa; Chordata; Amphibia; Anura; Pelobatidae
Gene: TGOLN2
Product: trans-golgi network protein 2
Exons: 4
Coding region: 48-1421 (457 amino acids)
Source: RefSeq, a predicted model, not a curated record
AGCGGUAACCGGAAGUUGUAGGCAGAAAUAGGAAGUGUUCCAGAAAGAUGGCGACCUUUGCUUGCUGGGCUGUGUUAUGCUUCUUAUUAGCGCUGAGUACCGCAGACGACCCGCAAACAGGUGUGAAUAAAGGGGAAAAAGAUAGUCCGGCACAGAAGGCCUCAGACGACAAGGAGCAGCAGCAGCCCCUGGUGGCUGGCAAGGAGCAGCUGCAGCCCCCGGUUGCUGGCAAGCAGCAGCAGCUGCAGCCCCCGGUUGCUAGCAAGGAGCACCAGCAGCAGCCCCCGGUUGCUGGCAAGGAGGAGAAGCAGCCCUCGGUUGCUGGCAAGGAGGAGAAGCAGCCCUCGGUUGCUGGCAAGGAGGAGAAGCAGCCCUCGGUUGCUGGCAAGGAGGAGAAGCAGCCCUCGGUUGCUGGCAAGGAGGGGGAGCAGCCCCCGGUUGCUGGCAAGGAGGAGAAGCAGCCCCCGGUUGCUGGCAAGGAGGAGAAGCAGCCCCCGGUUGCUGGCAAGGAGGAGAAGCAGCCCUCGGUUGCUGGCAAGGAGGAGAAGCAACCCUCGGUUGCUGGCGAGGAGAAGCAGCCCUCGGUUGCUGGCGAGGAAGAGAAGCAGCCCCCGGUUGCUGGCGAGGAGGAGAAGCAGCCCCCGGUUGCUGGCGAGGAGGAGAAGCAGCCCCCGGUUGCUGGCGAGGAGGAGAAGCAGCCCCCGGUUGCUGGCGAGGAGGAGAAGCAGCCCCCGGUUGCUGGCGAGGAGGAGAAGCAGCCCCCGGUUGCUGGCGAGGAGGAGAAGCAGCCCCCGGUUGCUGGCCAGGAGGAGAAGCAGCCCCCGGUUGCUGGCCAGGAGGAGAAGCAGCCCCCGGUUGCUGGCCAGGAGGAGAAGCAGCCCCCGGUUGCUGGCAAGGAGGAGAAGCAGCCCUCGGUUGCUGGCAAGGAGGAGAAGCAGCAGUCCCAGGGCAGCCUGCCAGAGAGCAAGAAGAUAGAGAACACUUUAGACCAAGAUGAAGAGGACAAUGCCCAAGAGAACAAUCAGAAUUCUAAUAAUGAAGACUAUGAAGAAAAUGCUGGAGUAAUUGAUCCAGGCGAUCCUGGGAAGUCUCCAAAUUUAGAGGAUGACACAGAUCAUAAUAAUGAGCGAAAGGAUGAAGAAGAUAUAGACAAUGAUGACCUAGAUGAGCCAAAUAACUCAGACACAGAUCUGAAGAGCAUAAAGAAAAAUGAUGUGGUUCUAAAUGAAGUACCCCUUAAUGAAUCGGAAAGCAGCCAUUUCUUUACCUACCUUGUUACUUCCGCCAUCCUAGUGGCUGUACUGUACAUCGCUUAUCACAAUAAACGCAAGAUCAUUGCAUUUGCAUUAGAAGGAAAACGCUCAAGAGGAGGCAGACGACCAAAUUCUGGAGAAUACCAGCGCCUGGAACACAAAAUUUAAAAGCACCUGUCUCUCGUACCUAAAGUAGGCCCCAAGACAACCAGGACCAUCCCCUCAGAGAGAUCGUUCCAUGGGUCACAAGCACUCCAUAUUUGCACUAUUUUCUUAGAAAUGCAUGUAACAUUAAUUGUAUCCAUUUCUAUAAUCUGUUGGUUACACCUGUGAAAAUUUCCAAUUCGUAUUUCCUUCAAGGUAGCACCUCCCUUGCCUCUUCUCUGUAUUAUUUAUCACACAGCUCCAUCUCCAUCUUUUGGUU